Messenger RNA from Durio zibethinus, 675 nucleotides. RefSeq lists its product as uncharacterized. The record is from RefSeq and is a predicted model, not a curated record. Lineage: Eukaryota; Viridiplantae; Streptophyta; Magnoliopsida; Malvales; Malvaceae.
CGCGGAAGUUGAUGUUGAUCUACAAAGUGAAAGUCAAAAAGAGCGAUCAUUUUCGAGAUGGUCAAAUUUCGCCUCCUCAAACAAGGAUUAGCCUUUAUAUAUAGCAGCAGAUAACAAAGGAUUUGCUCCUACGCGUUUCCUGAGAGCUUUGCUGCCUUAUGCUUUUGCCUAAAACCUCGUUCAAAACAAACAGUAAAAUCCCAACCUUUGUCGUCUAACAAUAGUCUUUUCAUCCUCCUUCUCUUGUUUUGCUAUUGCCAUGGCCAGCGGAUCAGCAAAAUACUAUGUGGUCGUUUCAGGCAAUAAUAUUUCUGUCCCUUUCACUCAACAUUUCGACCUCGACGAUGCUAUAACGAUGCCGGAGAACCUUCAAGCCAGGCAUCAAACAGUCACCCGUUUGGUUUCGGACAUGCCGAUGGUCAAUUAUGCAACCGGUAGCUGCUCAAUUUGCAUGGAGAGUUUCUGGCAAUCCGACGGAGCUGCUGCUUCUAGGCAAGUUUCAUGCGGCCAUGUCUAUCACCAUAACUGUAUUACCGAUUGGCUCUUGAACGGCAACAGCAAUUCUUGCCCCCUUUGCCGCCAUGAAAUCUCCGGCUGAUGAUACCUACAGACUUGUCUAGCUAGCUAUAGCUUCUCAAUUUGGAGCGUGUAAUACGUUCACUCGAGAUUUUGUUU